This is a messenger RNA of Aspergillus oryzae RIB40, 543 nucleotides long. RefSeq lists its product as uncharacterized. The coding region runs from base 1 to 543 and encodes 180 amino acids. The transcript has 4 exons. The record is from RefSeq and is a predicted model, not a curated record. Lineage: Eukaryota; Fungi; Ascomycota; Eurotiomycetes; Eurotiales; Aspergillaceae.
AUGGAGGAACGCUUUCUGUCAAACGUUGGACUGAUGAAUUCCAAACCUGUACACUGGAUUCCUUCUCCUGUUUCACAACAGACGGCAAGAAAAUGCACCGCCAGGGUCUUUAGCCUUGGCGCCACGGUUGAUUGGUCGCCAUUCCCCAGCCCUGUAGGUCGGGGGCUAAAACCAGCAGUAUCCGCCAAUGACAUGACUGAGGGAGAGUGGGCCCAGGGGAUCAAAAAGGGUCUAGUUAGGAAAGGGGUCUGGUGGGCCAGUGAGAAGAGACAGUUUCAUGAAACACAAGAGGACAAUUCGAGUCAAGGCAGACAGGGCUGUGCGGCUCUAUUGUUAGUGAAGGAGCCCCUCGCCAACACCCUGCACGCCCUCCGCCAGCGGUGGGUUCCCGUCUUUCACAAAUUGCGCUCCUCGCCCGGGGAGGCAUUCGAUCUCUUCUGGGAGUUUGCUCGCCGAUAUUUCUUCUCCCUCGCGUUCAUCUCGCUCUUUGGCGCCAAAUUCCUCCAUCUCUUCGCUCACCUACACUCCCUCCCCAUGUCAUGA